This is a messenger RNA of Chrysemys picta bellii (western painted turtle), 4500 nucleotides long. The record is from RefSeq and is a predicted model, not a curated record. Lineage: Eukaryota; Metazoa; Chordata; Testudines; Emydidae.
CCCUGCCCCCCGCGCUCUCUGCUGGCCCCUGCCCCGGGCGGCGGCGGCUGCUGUUGCUUGGCCCAUGGGGGCGGGGAUGGGGUCAGCCAGCCCGGGCCGCGCUGAGAGCAGCCGCUUUGCGGGAGGGGGCGCUACCCGCCGCCGUGUCGCUCCCGUUGCGUUUCGGCUCUAGGGAGCUUGGAGUCUCACACCUACACCGGGCUGAGGGGCGUCCUCCCGCUGCUCCCCCUCCGCCUGCACUCAGAUCCACCUCCCCCGCUGCUGCACGAUCCCCCGCUCAGCCUGGGGUGAGCAGCUCCGGCGGGGGGCGAGCGCCCAGCGGCAAUCCCGAUUUCUAACCUAAGGCCUAAUUGCAACUAAAGACUAGUUUGACCUCACUGUUUCGCUCCAGGCUGCGAGCAAUGUCACGCAGUGUCACGCACUAAGGGUGUUGAGAUGGCUCGGUCGCUGCUGGAAGAAGUCUUCCAAUCACCUAUGGAUUAAUUACAAUGACGGAAAACCCCCUUCCCGCCAUACAGGAGGCAUCUGCACUACAGCGCUGUAGGGGCAUAGCUAUGCCACUGUAGUGUAGAGCUGACCUAUGUGCCUAGUAAUAGGGAAGGAGAGGGAAGAAGUACAGGAUUUGGGGUGGGCAUCAGCACUCUAUAAUCCCUUUAUUGGGAUGUGUCUCAUACACUCUUGUUUUGCACGUGUGAACAAGCUGUUCAGCAAUGAAGAAGUUAAAUUUCAUUUAUUGGAUUAUACCGUCAAUGGAAGAUGUCAAGAAAGAUGUGCAAUCACUUGUAUAAUGAAGUCCAGGAAAGGUGAACUUAAGAAAUCAAAAUCUCUCAUCCAUCCAAAGGAGCAGUAAAUGAGGCCCUUUUCUAGAAGGGGCAAAGUCCAAAAUAACUCAUUACCUUAUCAAUGAUUUGUGUAAUGAAGGUGUGUAGGAAGGCCCGGCAGACUUCCACUCUAAGAUUACACAGUAUAUGACAAGCAAUAAAGAUAAGUGUUUCAAACUUGCUUUGGUGUCAGUCUGAAGUUGUUAUUCUGGAGCUUGAAUGAGAAGAGAAGCUAGUCAAGUGGGGCAACUUUAUCACCAGUUGUGUCAAUACUUUUACAAUGAUUGACUGCUAAUAAUCAGGAUAGGACCCAGGGCACAUGCAAGAAAUGUGCAGGUGAGGCUUUUGGGUGACUGAUUUUGGUCAUAAGAGCCCAGUUUAGCUACGGUGAGUGAAAACCCCUUUUAUUUGUGUUGUUAAACCAUCAUUCAGCUCCCCAUAGAAUUUAGCUGCAGUGAGGCUAACCUGUACUUAUUGGGAAAUGUUUCUCCCCCUACUCUUUUACAUUGUGAAAAUGUCUUGAACUAAUUGACAUGUAACCAUGGAGGCCCAGUUGCUGUCCAGUUCAGACAUAUGACAAUAUAAAAGCUUCUGUUAAUCUCUGGGUGCUUGUUUAAUGGGUGGUGUUCUGAGUAUAUUCUACUUUUGCAUAAAUAUUCCUUCAGGACUAACCUGUAUGGAAUUUUAUUCUUUAUCAUGGUGAGUAUUCAGCAAUCUGAACUUCCUGCCUGGCUGCAAAGGUAGAAAACAGUCUGUGGAUUGUCAACAUACUGCUGAGCUUUUAUGGUAGUCAUCGGAGUGGUUCCUCCAUUUUCAGUCACCAAAAAUGAUUAGGUCUUUAACCCUCAGAUUCCUGGAUGUCAUUGUUCUUGAUGAUAAGGUGUGGAAAGGAGCUUAACAAGAGGUUUUCUCCUUCCAAUAAUUAAAAAAAGGACUGAAAGACACUCCUGUGUCAAAGAUGGAUCAAUAAAAACGUUGACUAUUAUAUCAGUGAUCCUCUGUAUUCUGCUGUAAAAAUUACAGUUUGAAAACGGAUCUGGAUUCUUUUCUUUAAACAAGGUUUUACAAAAUAUAAAUCAACAUGUCAGAUGUUCAAUACCAUCUGUGUUUAAGGUGAAAACGAACCAAUUCUCAGGAAAACAUUUAUAACAGUUAUUAGAAUAUCUGCAACUCUGAAGGCACACUCACAAUCAGUUAUGAUGUAAUGCUUAUUUGUUCCACAUUGACAGAAUGCUGUGCAGUCUUGUCAGGGGAUGAUGUUAAAGCCCUUUGAGCAUAUUAACUUUAUAUAGUGCUAAGGAUACUUCGCAUGGUAAUGGUCCCCAUCAUGACCGCUGCUGUGUCUACAAUGAAAGCAACUUGGUAGAUGGAGUUUACUGCCUGCCAAUAGGACACUGGAUCGAAGUCUCUGGACACACUGAUGAGAUGAAGCACACAACUGACUUCUAUUUUAAUAUUGCAGGCCAUCAAGCCAUUCACUAUUCCAGGAUUCUGCCAAACAUCUGGCUGGGAAGUUGCCCUCGGCAAGUGGAGCAUGUAACCAUCAAGCUAAAACACGAACUGGGUGUUACGGCUGUAAUGAACUUCCAGACCGAGUGGGAUGUUGUUCAGAAUUCCUGGGGCUGCAACCGCUAUCCAGAACCCAUGAGCCCAGAGGUCCUUAUGAAACUGUAUAAAGAGGAAGGUCUCGCUUAUGUCUGGAUGCCAACCCCAGAUAUGAGCACUGAAGGAAGAAUACAGAUGUUGCCUCAGGCUGUCUGUCUCCUGCACGGGCUGCUAGAGAAUGGACACAUCGUCUACGUACAUUGCAAUGCUGGUGUUGGCAGGUCUACAGCCGCAGUCUGUGGCUGGUUAAAGUAUGUGAUGGGAUGGAACCUAAGGAAAGUGCAGUACUUUGUGGCCUCCAGGAGACCAGCUGUCUACAUAGAUGAGGAAGCUCUGGUUCGUGCUGAAGAUGAUUUCUAUCAGAAAUUUGGACCUCUUCGCUACUCAUGCAAACCUUAGUGGUAGAAAAGCUGAUUGGAGGAGGGGAGAGAUUCCUCGCAGUGUUGCCAAUCCCAAACAUUCAAAAUUCAUAGUCAGACCACCCAAAUUCGUGUGUGUGUGUGUGUGUGAGUGAGAGAGAGAGAGAGAGAGAGAGAGCGUGUGAAAAAUCAUGAGAUUUAAAAACAAUAAUUAGUUUAGUCUCUUUUUAUUUGCCUUCUGUUUUUUAGCCUUUGGGGUUCUUGUUUUCAAACUUUUCUCUGCAACCAGGCGGGUUAGGAACUUACUUUGCAAAACGAAAGCUGAGAUUCUCAUGUACUCAUGUGACUCCAGGAGCUGGGACAAAUAUCACAAGAUAUAACCAUGUGAGAUGGCAAGACUGUGGUAGGAAGAAGGUGGAACAAUGCGGAAGGGCUACAUAAAGAAAUAAAAGUCAACGGUGUGCAGUUUUUGUUUUUUUCUGGCUUGGGUAGUCAGGGUUGUUUGACCGUUUCAGGUAGAGCCUUCUGUUUUGGUGUGUUUAUAAAGAUGUUUCUAAUGAAAUGGUCUGACUGAGAAAAAGAAGAAGGAAAUUGAUUUAUGCAGUUGUGUUUCUGAAACAAACAGCAAGUUAAAUUCAAUUCAUUAGGCAAGAGCUGCCCUUUCUCUCUCGUUUAGGUUUAUAGUUAAUGUGAUUUAGUAAAAUUUACUGCUGUACUUUGUUAUGGUGCUGAGGGUAUUGUAGAUGCUGUGCAUAAAGGUGGGGGAAAGUUCCACUUAUGCAUGUUUAAUCUACUGCAAGGCAGAACUCCUGGUUAAUUAGAUUGUCCUAGAUUGUAAGAUUUCCGGAGGGACUGUUUUUGUUUUCCUUGUCUGUACAGUGCCUAACACAGAGCCACGAUCCUUGAUUAGGGCCUCUUGGUGCUACCACAAGAUAAAUAACAAUAAAGAAAAUUGAGUUAAAGCAGAAGAUAUGGGAGGUGGCCUGGUGAGCCUAUAUGCAGGCUGUGCUGCUGGGUUUAGAGUCCCAGGUGCAGUGUCCGUCUCAUUCGCCUACUUGGGGUUGCCUGGAAAUUCUGCAAUAGCAGCCAUCUCUUGCUCCUGUGGAAGACAAGUGCUUCCACUGCUGCUCAGAUGUCACUGUCCCGUUAGCUAAAUUAGGAAGGGCAUCACUAGGCUCCAGAGUCCAAACAAGCCCCACUCAGCCAAAAAUAGGUGCUGCAACUCAUGACUUGGAGGGGAGGAAGUGGAGAAAUUCCUCCGCUGAGGGUCUGAUUGAGUGGGAGAGUUGCUUGUUAAGGACACAAAAAUUAAAAAACUAAUUUCUAGAGGCAGAUGGCUGAGCUAAAUCCCUUUUCCAGUUAUUUUUAGAAAAAUGAUUUGUCUAUAUAGAGAUUUAUUCCGUGAUAAAGAGGUGAUAAGAGACACAUGACCUUAAUUAUAAGGAAAUCCUACUACUGGAGACUUGUUAGCGAUCUCACUGUUACAAUAUCCUGGGCACUGUUCACGGAGAAUGUCCAUCAUAAUAUAUUUUGCUUUAUCUUUUACCCCUCAGAUGCCCUCAGAUGUGAAGAAGCAACUGGAAGUUAUUUUAAAUUUAUGUAUUUGAUCAUCACUUUAUUUCUGAUUUCUGUUUUGAAAUAAUGUAUGUCAUCAGUUAGAUACUGGAUGAAACUAUAGCCCAAUGUUAAAUAAAAGCCUUAUGACACUUCCAUAA